UCAAAUCACAACGGCGGCGACGCGCAGAGAGGACUUACGUAAAAAUUCUUCCAGACUCUUUUAACGGCUAAAAGUCGCUUUUAUUCGCGGCCAGUCGGUGCGGAGACGCUACAGGUUGAGGAAUAUGAAAAGCUGUGACAGUUUACUGAUGUCUCACCGACGUUUGUUGUAGCUAAAUCGGGGAAAAGUACUUUUUUACACCAAGCUAGCUCCGAGUUGUGAAGCAGCCGAGAGGACCGAGCGGCUCUGACCGACUCACUGCCAGCUUCGCCUCGCCGUUUCUCGGGGCAUGUGAGCCUCCUGUUACCGGGACCGACAGAGAAACAGGGAUAAAGCCACUUUUCUUUUUUGUUGUUGCUGUUUGCUCCGAAGUGACCAUGAUGCCGAACACGGCGCUUUACGCGGCGAAGAAACGGAAGAAGCCGGUCCAGAAAAUACCCAAACCUCAGCCUCCUGAUGGCGCUAAGACCAACCCGUCCAAACGCCACCGCGACCGUCUCAACGGCGAGCUGGACAAGCUCACCAGCCUGCUGCCCUUCACCGAGGACGUCCGGGCUCGGCUGGACAAGCUGUCCGUCCUCCGCCUCAGCGUCGGCUUUCUGAAGGUCAAGAGCUUCUACAACGCCACCUUGAAGGCGAGUCAGAGCAGCUCCAGCUGGACCAGCGAGCGAAGCCUGAUGUUUGGAGGAAGCUCCCAGAAUGCCGCUGUGCCUCCGUCCUCCUCCUCCUCCUCCUCCACUUCCUCCUCCUCUGUCCAGCCUCCGUCCGCUGUGGUGACGUCCAUCGACGGAGUCAGCUUCUCUGAGGGAGACCUGCUGCUCCAGGCGCUCAACGGCUUCGUGUUGGUGGUGACGGCUGAAGGUUACGUCUUCUACACGUCUCCAACCAUCCAGGACUUCCUGGGCUUCCACCAGUCGGACGUCAUCCAUCAGAGCGUCUUCGAGCUGAUCCACACCGACGACCGAGCUCUGUUCAGACGACAGCUUCACUUCUCUCUCAACCCCAGCCAGGACAGCAGCUCCAACCCCAGUGACCAGAGCAGCACUGAGAUCACCAGCAACCUGAUCAACUACGACCCACAGACCAUCCCUCCAGAAAACUCGUCCUUCCUGGAGAGAAACUUCUGCUGCCGUUUCCGCUGCCUCCUCGACAACUCCUCCGGCUUCCUGGCGCUGAACUUCCGCGGCCGCCUGAAGCUCCUCCACGGCCAGAACCGGGUGUCGGAGGACGGGACGCUGGUUCCCCCGCAGCUCGCUCUGUUCUCCAUCGCCACGCCGCUGCAGCCGCCGUCCAUCCUGGAGAUCCGCACCAAAACGCUCAUCUUCCAGACCAAACACAAGCUGGACUUCUCGCCGCUGGGCAUCGACACCAGAGGGAAGGUGGUUCUGGGUUACAAUGAAGUGGAGCUCUGCAUGCAGAAUUCUGGCUACAGCUUCCUCCACGCCGCCGACAUGAUGUACUGCGCCGACAACCACAUGAGAAUGAUGAAAACCGGAGACAGCGGCUUCACCGUCUUCAGGCUGCUGACCAAAAACCGGUCGUGGAUCUGGGUCCAGGCCAGCGCCAGGGUGGUCUUCAAAGGAGGGAAGCCGGACUUCAUCGUGGCCCGGCAGAGAGCUCUGACAAAUGAAGAAGGAGAAGAGCAGCUUCGCCUCAGACGGCUGCAGCUUCCGUUUAACUUCACCACCGGCGAGGCGGUUCUGUACGACACGACUCCGACCGUGGAGAUGCCCGACCCGUGCUCGGCUCCCAAGCAGAGGAAGCUGGACGACUACACCGUCAGCCGAGACUCCCUGCUGGGCUGCAUGCUGAGCCAGGACCAGUCCAUCUACUGCGAAAACAACGCCAACACCCUCAGCUCGCUCAACGACGUGGCCUUCAAGGACACCCACGCCACCGUCAACGUCCCCGGAGACAUGGCGCCUAAACCGGCCGUCGGAGGCCUGAUGAAGGCGGAGGCCACGAUGCAGGACAUGAUAGAGACACUGCAGCAGAUCCUGGGGGACAGCGAGCUGACGGAGACGGUGGACGUGGGACCGGAGGAGCUGAAGACAUGGGAGAGCGCUCUGCUCAAGAUGAACUUCAGCAGCUGCGAGUUCAGCGAGGACCUCAACGACAUCAUCAGCAACGACAUCCUGACCUAUGUGGAGGAGCAGCUCCAGAAGGAGGGUGGCUUCAGUCUGCCCGACCAGCUGGACGACAUUCCCUGCCUGUCCUCUCUGGACCUCCAGAACCAGGACCCUGAUCAGCCCGGGGAGCAGACCUUCAGCUGGCCUCUGGAGCCCCAGAACCAGCUGAUGCCAAGCGGAGGGCACGGGAUGGUGCCUCGGCCGGCUCCGGCUCUGGGAUCCAUGAAACUGAGCCACAUGGACUUCCCUCAGCUGAGCUCUGCCAGGUUAAACGGUCCGAGCAUUCAGCAGAACCUUCAGCAGAGCCUUCAGCAGAGCCUUCAGCAGAACCUUCAGCAGAACCUUCAGCAAAGCCUUCCUGCUCCUCUGCAGCUGGGCGCCGCCGGAAACAUCGGAGGUCUGGCGACUUUUAACCCGUCUGUGGUGGACUCCUGUCAGGUCAACAAGGACAACAGCCUCGGAUCUUUCUCCCACCAGAUUCAUCCCAACCAGAUGGGCCAACCGAUGCAGAACAAUCUCCAGAUGAGGAACCAGCCGAUGGGCCUGCAGGACCAGAACACAGGCAGACAGUUUGAUCCUGUGUUCGGCUUCCAGGGCAGCGGGUGGAAUCCUCCGCUGUCCAACCAGGUCGACAGCUUCGUAGAAACAUUCGCCCCCAGUAUUUCAAAUGAAGCGGGUUUUUCUGGCCCGUCGUCGUCCGGCUGCUUGCAGGGUCACUUUGCUCUGCAGUCUCAGAGCGCUGACACUCAGAGACAGUCCUGGUCUCUGGAGCAGCAGCUGCUAACAUCUGGACACCAACAGAUGGGCUCCUGCCUCAGCCAGGUCUCAGGAGACGUCAGGCCGCCGUUCAGGACUGCUGAGACCUCUGGUGCUUCAUUUCCUCAUCAGCAGGACUCGGAGGCGUCGUCUUCUACAAGCUGUAUGUUCACAAACCCAGCGCUGCCCAGAAACAGAGUUCACCUCAACCAGGCCCGGAUCAACCCGGCCACCAACCAGAUCGCCUCCAAGCCUUCCUGUUUCUACGAGGCGCUGCCCGGAGGCGGAUCCAUGCCGGUGAUGGCGGCCGUCCCAAACCCCGACGAGGCGUCUCUGUCCUGUCAGAUGGCGGCUGGUCUGAACCCCAACGGCCUCCUGGUGCAGCAGCAGCAGCAGUUUCUGAACUUCAGCGAACAGACGCAGAUCAACAACCAUCCGGUCGUGGGAAACGGAGGCUUUCCGUUCUCGUCGCUGCCUAAUGGGAACACCUGCUACUCGGAGAACAAAUAAGGAAAACGUCCGGACGGCAGAACGUGGCUUUAACAGAAACGAAAGACUCUAAAACAGAACGUGGAGCAGACUGAAGAACAAGAAUGUGCCUGAAAAGGACGAGGAGACGCAACAAGACGCCUCUCUGCCUCUUUUUAUUAUUAUUAGUUAUUUUUCUUAUGAGGAGACAGUGAUGGAAGCUGUGAGGGUUCAGCUGGACGAAGAAAAGUGUGAAUUCUUCUCGGAGCUGGUUGGAUUGCACCAAAAUCAAGAGGAGAUAUCGGAUCAUUUAAACGUUUUCCCGGCAGUUUCACCAACACAUGAGAGCUUUUAUUCUCCCGGCUGCAUCUCUCAGUAAUUAUCUGUGGUUUUUACCUGUUCGGUUGGAAUAUUUGGGCGUUUGGGAAUCAAAAUGACUCCUGACUGUUCGCCAUGAGUGGAAAAAAGCUGCUCCAGACCACUCAGUUAAUCAUCAGCGCUUAUUUGGGCAAAAAAAGCGCCAAAAAUUCUACAAAUUUGUCCACUUGGAGCCCCGAUAGUGGUCCGAAAUCUCAAUUAAGCGUCAUAAAAAUGAAUAAAUAUUGAAAUUUUAAUACAAAAACAGAAAGAAACGGCAGUAAUCUGAGCUGCUUUAACCCAUCUGUUGUCUUCAUUUAGAAAAAUCCCUAAAUUCAGCAAAAAAUUCCCCAAAUUUUGGAAAAUAUGUAAAAAAUUCCAAUAAUUCCUUACGUUUACCUGAAAAGUUUUAUUUGAAAAAUCCCCCAAAUUUGGUAAGAAAAUUCUUGUAAAUAUUUUCAAAAAAUUAUUAUUAUUAUCCUAAAAAUAUCUAAAGUGAUUACAUAUAUACACAUGGACAAAAUUGUUUGUACCCCUUGGUUAAUGAAAUAAAAACCCACAAUGGUCAUAGAAAUAAUUUGAAUCUGACAAAAGUAAUAAUACAUAAAAAUUCUGUGAAAAUUAACCAAUGAAAAUCAGAUAUUGCUUUUGAACUGUGGUUUAACAGAAUUAUUGUAAAAAAAUAAACUCAUGAAACAGGCCUGGAUAAAAAUGAUGGUACCCUUAACUUAAUAUUUUGUUGCACAACCUUUUGAGGCAAUCACUGCAAUCCAACCAUUAGUGUAACUGUCAGUGAGACUUCUGCACCUCUCAGCAGGUAUUCUGGUCCACUCCUCAUCAGCAGACUGCUCCAGUUGUCUCAGGUUUGAAGGUUCCUUCUCCAGACGCCAUGUUUCAGCUCCUUCCACAGAUGUUCAAUAGGAUUUAGAUCAGGGCUCAUAGAGGCCACUUCAGAAUAGUCCAAUGUUUUCCUCUUAGCCAUUCUUGGCUGUUUCUAGUUGUGUGUUUUGGCUCAUUAUCCUGUUGCAAGACCCAUGACCUGCGACUGAGACCAAGCUUUCUGACACUGGGCAGCACAUUUCUCUCUAGAAUACCUUGAUAGUCAUGAGAUUUCAUUGUACCUGCACAGAUUCCAGACACCCUGUACCAGAUGCAGCAAAGCAGCCCCAGAACAUAACAGAAGCUCCUCCAUGUUUCACAGUAGGGACAGUGGACAGGACCUUGGAGUUCACCUUUAAUGUCUUUAGAGCUUGUUCUGGGCUCUUUUGUUAUCAUCCCUAUUAUCCGUCUCUUCCAUUUGUCAUCAAUGUUCCUCCUGUGGCCACAUCCAGGGAGGUUGGCUACAGUCCCAUGGAUCUUAAAUUUCUGAAUAAUAUGUACAACUGUAGUCACAGGAACAUCAAGCUGCUUGGAGAUGGUCUUAUAGCCUUUACCUUUAACAUGCUGGUCUAUAAUUUUCUUUCUAAUCUCCUGAGACAACUCUCUCCUUGGCUUCCUCUGGUCCAUGUUUAGUGUGGUACACACCAUGUCACCAAACAGCACAGUGACUACUGUAACCCUAUAAAUAGGCCGACUGACUGAUUACAAGUUUGUAGACACCUGUGAUGCUAAUUAGAGGACACACCUUGAUUGAACAUGUCCCUAUGGUCACAUUAUUUUCAGUCUUUUCUAGGGUACCAUCAUUUUUGUCCAGGCCUGUUUCAUGAGUUUAUUUUUUUAAAUUAUUCUGCUGUUCAAAAGCAAUGUCUGAUUUUCAUUGGUUAAUUUUCAUAGAAUUGUAAUUUAUUAUUACUUUUGUCAGAUUGAAAUGAUUUCUGUGACCAUUGUGGGUUUUUCUUUCAUUAACCGAGGGGUACCAACAAUUUUGUCUAUGUGUGUAUAUCAGUAAAACUUGCAAUAUUUUCUUAAGUACAUUCACCAAAAAAAAAUCUACCAAAAUCCAGCGAAAUUCGCUGAAUUUUGGCAGAUUUUUUUGCCAGUUUUCUUAAGAAACAUUACUUUUUUCCACAAAAAAAUGUUCAAACAUUUCCCCAAAAUGUUGAACAUGUGGACAUCAGAAGUUUCACUGUGAAAAUAUGAUUUUUUUUCCACAUUUUCAAACUUUAAACGGGUCAAUUUGACCCGCAGGACGACAUGAGGGUUAAGGAUGUUCAGUCCAUGUCGGCCACCAGGGGGCAGCAACGAGCCUCUUCUACGCUUCAGAACAAACCAGUCGGAGCCACAAAACGAGACGUUUCCAGGAAAACGCAUCGGUUCGGGCUGGUUUUGAGACAUUUCCAAACUGGGAUUACUGGACUGAUCGAUGCAGAAGUUAAAGAUCCAGCGACUCAAACACCUGAUUUCUGCUACAAACGCUCAGAAGGAUAAAAUAUAUAGUUUCUUUUUUUUUUUAUUCUUAUUAUUAUCAUCGCUGUUUUUUUGUCCUUUUGAGAAUGCGUCUGGACUCGGUUCAUUUCAACUCUUUGCUGUUUCUCCCAGUGAGGGAGACUUGCUUUGCAGACAGGGUAUAAAGAUGAUUUUAAAGAAAAACAGAUCAGAAGCGCACAACAAAAUGACUUCCUACUAAGAGUGAUUCAGUGAAAACAGCUGCUUGUUUAUAUAUUUUAAAAGCUUUGUCACUGAGCCAGCUUCCUUUCUCCUCUAUAUUUCUUUUCUUUCAUACUUCUUCUGUCUUGUUGCUUUUUUUUGUUGUUGGGCGACAAAAUUCAGAUGGUGCCUUAAACUAAAACUGAUUGUACAACAUUCGAUAUUUGAUAGAAACCAAAGACAGUUUUUGAGCGUUUUUUUUUUUUUUUUUUUGCACUAGUCCUUUAAAAUGUUUGUCUUGCCAAAGCAGAAUGUGAUUCCUUUAACUCCAAAUUAGCACAAAUUCAGACUUAGAGAGUUUAAAUCAGGAGUGUCAAACUCAUUUUAGUUCAGGUUAGUUCCACAUUCAGCCCAAUUUGAUCUCCAGUGACCAGUAAAAUCACAGCAUGAUAACCUAGAAAUAAUCCAAAUAUGUCCUUUGUUUUAGUGCAAAAAAGUCCAUUCUGAAAAUGUUCACAUUUAAUUAAGUAUCUUUUUACAAAACAUAAACAACAUGAAAUUUCUUAAGAAUAAUAAAUGCUAUUUAAACAACAUUACGCCUCAGUUUAUCAUUUACACAUUACAACUUCCAGAUCGCAGUGUCAACAAAGGAACACAACAUUUAGUCAUCUGGAACUGAACGAUGUAGUAUUUUACUUUAUGAUCAAAACGAGACAAAGUCAGACAAAAAAGGCAGAAAAACAACAAAAACAAGACAAAAUAUUACAAAAAUGAGACACAAAAUUACAAAUAUUAGACAAAUGACACGAAACAUUACAAAAAAAAGACACAAAAAUUUGAUAAAAACAGUCACAAAGUGACAAAAAAUGGUCAAAAACAAGACAGAAAAAUUACACAAAUGAGACAAAAAGAAACAAGGGUCCGGAAUGGACCCUCUGGAGGGCCGGUUUUGGCCCACAGGCCGCAUGUUUGACACCCCUGGGUUAAAUCAACUCAUUUUUUACAGAUAAAUGACAUAAAAUAGUUGAGCACUGCCUCAGAUUUCCUGUUUUUUGUGUGAAGAAGCUAAAAAUGAAAACCGAUGAGAUUCCACGUUUUCCACAGCAGCCUUCCGUCCUCUCCUCUCUCCUGUUUCUCCUUUAUUCUCGCUCAGAGCAUCAUCCAGCCGUCCGGCAGCAGAAGUAAAACAGUCAAAGGCAGCUAUUGUACAUUUUAAAUGAGGAAAAAAAUGGAAAACUUCAAGUGCCUUUAAAUUGACCUCUUUUUGUUUAAAUAAAACAACAGGAUCGGUGGAAAAGAAACGCUGCGAGAGAAGCCUCGACCCGUACUGAGCCGUGAAAUCUGACGUUUGGACUUUUUUCUAAACAAGCAGCUCGAAUACUUGAUUUAAAAACCAAAAAACUAGUCUGGGGUGUUACAUUCUCCAGGAUACCAAAGGGACGACACAGAACCUGCUGUUCAUUUUCAGGAUUUUUUUACGAAAACCGAACCAAAUUUCUGCAAAUAAAAAAAGCCAGAAACAGAACAGAAUGAUUGUAGUCGCCUCUUAAACUUUCACUAACAGACAGAAAUAAACUCUGGCUGGCAGAUAUUGUUUACGUCAACAUCCAAAGUGGCUGAAAUCACCAAAAAAUAGAGAAAAUGCCAAAUAUUCUCCACUCACAGGCUCUCAAAUGAAUGGAUUUGCUGUUCAAGUGAAUAUUUUAGGGUCUCACAUUAAAAUUUGCAACAAAAAAUGUCUCAUAUGACGUAAACGUGACAUCAUGAACUCUGCUUUUAUGUGAAUUUCGUGGCGUUUCUCCAUUUUUUUUUUUUUCUGGCUUAUUUGGACUCAAAUUGUAAAGAAAUAGACCCAGAUGUGUUAGAAAGUUCCCAAAAAUCAGCUUCAUUUGCAGCUUGGAUGUUGAUGAGAACGAUAUGUGCAUAAGUUGGAAUCUGACUGAGGCAUUCUGGGAAACGUGGUAAAACCACUAACAGUGUUUUACAAAAGCUUUGGCUCAGUUUUUACAGCAACACAGUCAAACAUCGCUUCAUUAAACCUCGUCUGCAGCAGGAAUUCAUAAAUAUUUUAAUGAAAAAGACUGAGAAUUCCUUCAGAAAGUGUUCUGUGUUACUGUAAAUAUAGUUUGUUCUACAUUUACAGGACGAAACGAUGGCGGUGAGACUUGAUUUUGUAUGUGUUGACCACAGAGAUCAUAUUUUUAUUCAAGAAACACGGUAAAAUAUGUAAAUACUACUGUGCUGGAAGCCUGUAAUUCACAUUUUUACAGCUGAGAAAUGGAGUGUGACAGUGAGAGGUUAGAUUUGAGCAGAUCUACAUCCUGAAAACUGAGCCGAAGCAGCUGUAAAAUAAUGUAAAAAUGUGCUCACAGUUCCCUGAACUCAGCAGGAAUCGUCCCUCAGUACAAACCAAAGCGUUGCAGCAGCAUCUUCUCCUCUUCUAAACCUUUUCUUCACUAAGUAUUCUCCAUAUAGGAAUAUAAAUAUCUUUUUUUUUGUUGCUUGCUUCCACAUUUUGAAAACAUUAUACUUUUUGAUUCGACUCCAGAAUGCAGUAUCUUUGUGUAACUGUAUAUAAAUAUAUAUAUUUGUCUUUUUUUCAUAUAUUGUGUAUUUUAAUAUCGUAUUGCCUUAACCUGACUCACCAUUUUUUGUACAUUUUCUGCACAGCAUAAACAUACGUAACCUCCUGCUUUGUUUUUUUUGUGUAACUUUGCAUCUUAUUAAAUGUUGUGGAUUUAUUUGCUUUUAUUAUUUUGUGUUUGAGUCGGUCUUUACAUGCUCACUAUAUUAAAGGUGAUCCAAUCGCUG
Messenger RNA from Amphiprion ocellaris (clown anemonefish), 9047 nucleotides. RefSeq names its product aryl hydrocarbon receptor 2 (gene ahr2). Gene Ontology annotation, biological process: regulation of transcription by RNA polymerase II. Lineage: Eukaryota; Metazoa; Chordata; Actinopteri; Pomacentridae. The coding region runs from base 378 to 3395 and encodes 1005 amino acids. Gene Ontology annotation, cellular component: nucleus; aryl hydrocarbon receptor complex. The record is from RefSeq and is a predicted model, not a curated record. Gene Ontology annotation, molecular function: transcription cis-regulatory region binding; nuclear receptor activity; protein dimerization activity. The transcript has 11 exons.